AUGUUGUGCUCCAAGCACCAUAAAUGGUUCCUCAUCUCUAUAUUCUUUGCAUACAUUGCAACAAUGACUAUCAGUUCAUUCUUCCUAUUCACCAAGCAUCCAUGUACAUACCAACAAAACAUGAUGAUUGAAAGAAUGAACAAAAGGAAUGAUGAAGCAGUUAUUGUAUUACAUUGGGAGAUGAAGGACCAUUGGGCAGGAUGGGGAAAGAAUACAAAGAUACUUUGGGCAGGAUAUAAGGAUGAAGAAGCAGGACAUUGUCGUAACAAUUGCAAGUUCACUGGCCUAAGAGAAUUGAGCUCAACUGCCGAUGUUGUACUAUUCGAACCUCAACUAUUUGGUAGACGAGGCCAACAAUACCCACCUCUAAAGCGAUGUGGACAAAAGUACAUGUUAUUCUCAUACGAGACAUCUGAUUACUUUCCAUUACAUUCAGACUACAAAUACCUAUCACAUAUGGAUUGGAGAAUGACAUUUGAAAGCAAGUCAGAUGUACAGGUUAGCUUUGUAUGUGGAUGGGGCAUGAGCAAUGGUAUUGAUGCUUAUCGUGAUCCUGUGCCAGCAUUGGGAGAGAGGAAGAAGUUUGCUGUGUUUGUAGCUUCAAACUGUGGAUAUGGAGGUGCACAUUUGCGUACGAAAUACGUUCUGGAACUGAUGCAAUAUAUACAAAUUGACUCUUAUGGCAAAUGCAUACCAAACCAACCCGAAGAUGCAUUGGUCAACCUAGAUGAAAAGGAACGAUUCCAAGCAAAGAUGGAUCUAUUCAAACAAUACAAGUUCGUGCUAGCCUUUGAGAAUAACAAUCAAACUGACUAUGUAACUGAGAAACUACCUCAUGCAUACUUGGGCCAAUCAUUGCCAGUGUAUAUGGGCGCGGAUAAUGUUGAGGAGUGGACAGCUGGACAUAAUUCGAUUAUACGGACUGAUCAAUUCAAGUCACCAAGAGACUUAGCAGACUAUUUGAUCAAAGUGUCAGAGAAUGAGACAUUGUACAAUAGUUACUUUGAAUGGAAGACGCAACCACUCAAAGAGAGCUUCCAAAGACAUUAUAACAACUGUGUCUUCCAAGCAGAGUGCAGGGUAUGCGAUCUCGUACGUCAUGAGCGUAGUAAACAAGCCAAACUCAUCAACAAUACUCAUAAUGUUGGUGGUGGUGGUGGUGGUGGACUAUCUCAUGAUCGAUCAUUGGCAACAGACACUGGAGAUGGAGGAAUAAUACAACCAUUAUUCUCAGACUAUAUCAUCGAUGACAAGUUCUAUCUCAUUCAAAAGAUCUCAAUGGCAAUCAUCAUCAUCAUAUCAAUAUUAUACUUUAUCAUCUUUGUACUUGAACCAUGCCAUCAUCCAAGGUGA
Molecule: messenger RNA, 1353 nt
Organism: Acytostelium subglobosum LB1
Lineage: Eukaryota; Evosea; Eumycetozoa; Acytosteliales; Acytosteliaceae
Exons: 4
Coding region: 1-1353 (450 amino acids)
Cellular component (GO): membrane
Molecular function (GO): alpha-(1->3)-fucosyltransferase activity
Source: RefSeq, a predicted model, not a curated record